Cynoglossus semilaevis (tongue sole) is the source of this 1458-nucleotide messenger RNA. It is a transcript of the gene tmem223, whose product is annotated as transmembrane protein 223. Lineage: Eukaryota; Metazoa; Chordata; Actinopteri; Pleuronectiformes; Cynoglossidae. Gene Ontology annotation, cellular component: mitochondrion. The record is from RefSeq and is a predicted model, not a curated record. Bases 220 to 1011 code for a protein of 263 amino acids. Gene Ontology annotation, biological process: nervous system development. The transcript has a single exon.
UGAAAAAGGUUUAUUUUGAUGUUUUGAAGUUAAAGCUAUUUUGAUCGUCCGUGCUUUCCGUAGUACAACAUAAUACGUCACGAUUAGCAAAUAUGGCGGAGCUCCUGUGACAGCAGGGACCGCGCUGCUCCAAAGACACUCGUUACGACUAGACUAUGACAACUAUAAACUAUUGAUUUGUUUAUUUGUUUCCGAGUGUUUAUUGAUAAAGUAAGCAAAAUGGGCUUAGAGCGUUUGCUGUUUCCAGUUUCAGGGUUUUGCUCCCGGAAGCCGCCACUGUGCAACAUUCAACACUCAGUAAGAUUGUUUAAAAAGGCGUGUUUAUCCACACAGAGUUCACCGGGCAUUGAGUCAGGUCCGACGGGGUUUUCUGUUCUGUGCAGGAGGAUAUUUUCCUGCACAAAGCCACUACCAUCCCGCCGCGGCCACAGCUCGAGCUCCAGCCAGCCCUCCAUAGAUGUUACGCUAUUCCAGCAUGACAAGACGCGCUUCGCCCGGCUUCUUUCGCUGUUCUGCGGCGGACAGUUUCUUUUCUGGUCGUACCUCGCCCACUUCGCCUUCACCGGCCUCAGAAACACCGACGGGCGUGCAGACAGGGACAAAAACAAGGCGUCCACCCCCGUAACAGGUCUGGCUGGUAUGUGGAGUUUUGAAAUGAACCUCGGCUCUAACGCCUGGAGGUACAGUUUCACGCUUGGAUGCCUGGCUAUAGGUUCGUCGAUCGUCAGCCUCGGGAUUCUUUUUUGCCGGCGCUCUGUGAGCAAAGUUGUUUUACAUCAAGGAGGAAAAAUGGUGACCCUCUGCACCCAGUCACCGCUAGGACCACACCGAGGCCACAAGAUAACAGUGCCACUGUCCCAGGUAGCCUGUUACACCCACAGACACGACUCCCCCUCAUUCAUCCCCCUGAAGGUCAAAGGACACAGAAUGUUCUUUAUACUGGACAAAGAAGGGACCCUGAACAAUGCCAGGUUGUUUGACGUCACUGUUGGGGCAUAUCGGUCCUUGUAAAAUGACAACCUGGGACACCUUUGUGAACAAAUCGUGUUAAAUUAAAAAAACAAAACAAUGGCUGAUUGUUUUCUCUCUGUAAAAUAAAAUCCAGCAAGUUAAAAAACAAUCAAGCACAAGUCUAUUGAUGUUUACUGGUUUCACCAGCGACUAACUUGUAAAUUAAUUUACUGAAGCUACUUCAGAAAGUUGAUUUUUCAAAAUGUCUUUUGGAAUUUAGAAAACAAAAUGGCAUUUCUCACAAUUUAAUGUAUCAGUAAAUAAAUUGAUUGAUAAACUGCUGUUUUAAAUUAAGUGUUUCUUAUACCACAAAGGGAAAUUCAGUCUGACCAAAAUAUGAAAUGAGAUUUUUCAUAUUUACAUUGAAACAAAUGUUACAAAUUAUAGUAAAGCGUAUGUAAUUAAAGUUAAUAAAAAAGUUACAAUGUUUUUUGUGAAGUAAAUGUG